Molecule: messenger RNA, 3318 nt
Organism: Hyla sarda
Lineage: Eukaryota; Metazoa; Chordata; Amphibia; Anura; Hylidae
Gene: SLC35F1
Product: solute carrier family 35 member F1
Exons: 8
Coding region: 507-1682 (391 amino acids)
Biological process (GO): transmembrane transport
Cellular component (GO): membrane
Molecular function (GO): transmembrane transporter activity
Source: RefSeq, a predicted model, not a curated record
GGACACAAGAUAGACCGAAGGUGCCGCUGUCCAGCACUUACAGCUUCUGAAAUACAAGCUCAGGUGUCCGCGGUGCAGGAGCGGGUGGUGACUACAAGUCCCGUCAUGCUGUUGGGCAUUACUGAUAGCCGGUGUCAUUCGUGAAUCCAAAGACCCCUGUUCGGGCGCCCUCUGCUGAUCUACGUCGGUUGUGUCGUGUAGAGAGGGGAGCACAGCCCACCAGCCUUGCAGCUCCGCCGCACACCUCCCUUCUCCUCACUGACUCCGGUUAGAUAGGCUGCUCGGUGCUCUCCGGGGAAGAGUUAGAUACCUGUCCCCUGCAUCCAUCACUCCGCAUGUGAGGCUGCUGUCCGGACAUCCCUGGGCUCUAAGCAACUGUGUGACUUGUCCCGUUGUGGCACCUCGGAACCUGUGGCUGCCAUCCCUCCAGUGUGCAGUGUCCUGGGUGGCAUCUCCUCUCUGUGGGAGCCGGAAGAUGCGCCCUGCCCUCUGAGACUGGAACAGCAAUGAUUCCCGAGCAGGCAAACCAUGUCGUGUCCACCAUCGAGAACCUCCCGGCGGAGAGCAUCUCCACCAGCCCCCUUCCCCUGCAGAGGCUGAGGAAAGUCUUUAACAGGGAAAUGCUGUUGUCUAUAGCCCUGGGCCAGGUGUUAUCUCUGCUUCUAUGUGGCAUCAAACUUACAAGUAAAUACCUAUCGGAGGAUUUCCAUGCCAACACACCACUCUUUCAGAGUUUUCUUAACUACAUUCUUCUAUUCUUGGUAUACACGACCACACUGGCUGUAAGACAAGGGGAAGAAAACUUAUUGGCAAUUUUGAAAAGGAGAUGGUGGAAAUAUAUGUUCUUGGGAAUUAUAGACAUUGAAGCGACGUACCUAGUGGUGAAGGCACAUCAGUAUACCACCUUCAUUAGCAUACAGUUACUUAAUUGUUUUGUGAUCCCCGUGGUCAUAUUACUGUCCUGGUUUUUCUUGCUGGUGCGAUAUAAGGUUUUACAUUUCAUUGGUGCAGUUGCCUGUAUCUUAGGAAUUGGCUGCAUGGCAGGAGCGGAUGUUCUUAUGGGAAGACAACAGAAGGAAGAAUUUUUUCCAGGGGAUAGCAAGCUAAUUGGGGAUGUUUUGGUUCUUGGCGGUGCCACUCUGUAUGGCAUUUCUAGUGUGUGCCAAGAGUAUAUUGUUCGAAAUCUGAGCCGGAUUGAAUUAUUAGGGAUGAUUGGACUAUUUGGAUCAUUCUUCAGUGGAAUACAGCUAGCAAUAAUGGAGCACAAAGAGUUGCUAAAAGUACCCUGGGACUGGCAAAUAGGUCUGUUGUACGUGGGAUUCACUGCCUGCAUGUUUGGCCUUUAUAGCUUCCUCCCUGUGGUCAUUAAAAAAACAAGUGCCACCGCGAUCAACCUCUCGACAUUAACAGCAGAACUGUACACUUUUUUCUGUGGUCUCUUCUUGUUUCACUACAAGUUUUCAGGACUUUAUCUCCUGUCCUUCAGCACAAUUCUGGUUGGACUGGUACUGUACUUCUCCACGACAACUUAUGUGGCCCAGGAUCCAAGAGUGUACAAGCAAUUCCGCAACCCAUCAGGACCUGUAGUAGAACUGCCUUCAAAUGCACAGUUGGAGCCUUCAGUAACAUACACAAGCUUAGGCCAAGAGACAGAGGAGGAGCCCCGAGUUAGAGUUGCCUAAAUUAAGCAUUUUUUUUACCCACUGAGGUCUCAGUGACAUCUGUUUUCCAUUAUCUCUGUAUUGUGCAUAGAAAAAACAGGCAUUUGCCAGAUACAUUUAACUGAAGGGACCUGAAAGCAGGAGCAUGAAAAACGUUUUUGGAAAGAUGCAAGAAAAGUCCAACACCAACAGGCGCAGGAACACCUGGAGUCAUAGAUAUGACAGCACUAUUUAUUCAUGAGUGUGUAAUCUCUUAGGGGUAGAACAAUGUUGUGAACAGUGAUAUUACCUCAAUGUUUACUUUUUGCACAUGUCUUCAUGUGAUAUAUUGCCAAGAUUUUUAUUUUUGAAUUGACAUCAUGUAGUUUUCACAGAACGUCCCCUUUCUUACCCAACCAAGUGGUUGCUUAAUAAAAGUGACCUGAGCAUAAUGAAUGACAUUCCUACUGGUGCACUGCCAGCUGCCUCCGCUCUGUAGCCCAGGCAUCACCCAGACUGUUGGUAGCUAAAUCAAUUCCCCACAGAACUUUUAUAAUACAGUAGGUUUGUAAGUCUUUUUGUACCGUCCGUCCAUGUGCCAGGUAAUAUUCUAAUGUUUCAUGCUUUAACUCAAUAUCUUAAAGCUUGCAAAACCUAAGUGUUACAGAUCAAUAUAACUGUGCUACAACUCCACCAGUGCCAUAAAUAACCACAAGUAACCUACAGUACACCAGCACAUUCUAUAAUUGUCAUUAUAUUGUGAUUAUCACACGUAUAUCAGUUCAGUGUUCACUGCAAUAUAGUCUCUCUGAUCUCUCUGUGCCAAGCUGUUAAAGAAUUGUAAUUCAAGCACAUGAUUUUAGUAAAGCACUACAGAUGGUUAUACGGAUGUGAGAAUUAUAUCAAUAAAUAUGUCAUGUACUUUUCUGUUGCAUGGACCAACCUGCAGUAUACCCCACCCAUUAUAAUAUGUACAUUAAAUACCAUAUAUCAACUACCAUUCCACCUGUUCAUAUUGUCACCUACUUACAUUAAAGGGGAUUGCCAAAAUAAAAAAUAUAUUAUCCAUUCAAACUCCCCAGAUGCAGUGGUUUCCAUAUAGUACCAACCCUGGCAACACAUCCCACUCCAUUUAAACAGGAAAGAAUGUAUACUGAUGUGUCUUAAUGCUCCCCGGAAGUUAAACUCAGUACCUAAUCCUGACCAUGUACAUCAAAUUUUUAUGUGUCUAGCACCUUUAUAAAAAAAAAAUGUAUUACACUUUUAAUUUAGCUCACUAGUCUGAAUUUCUCUCAAAGGGAAGGGGCGUGGCCUCAUUGUGCAGGUCUCCGCCCCCUCCCUCAGUAUGCUAUCUGCUCACAUCUCCCCUAGCAUUAGCAAAACUACAACUCUACUAUCACAGACUGUAUUGCUAUUUACCUCAGAAGCUACUCUUAAAUCAUAUUAUCGAAGAAACAAAAUAGCUAAAAUUAUUCUUUUAUUACAAAAAUGCAAAAACACAAACACUAAAGUUAAAAAUAGGUACCGGUUACAAACAACACUAAAGAUACUGGUAAGGUCCAUCCCUUUAUAUACAUCUAUACCCAACGCGUUUCCCCGUAUUCAGAUGUAUAACACGGUUCAUCAGGGGUUAAACAAGAAAAAUGUAUAUAUGUACUUAGACGGUCUGCAGUAAUUA